AUGUCUUUCCUGUCUAAUAACUCUAAUGCAACCCCAUCAAGCAAGAUGUAUUUUGGUCGACCUAAUACUUCAUCAGGUCCUGAAGUGGUCACCACCCCUUUGCUUUCGAACGGUGUUAGCGCCACUCAAACCUUUUAUAUCGUUGAGCUUCAAGGCAUUAGUGUUGGAGCCAACAAUAUCACACUUAAUGCAGAUGCCAAGGCCUUUAAGGGUAACAUGAUCAUAGACUCGGGGACUACCUUAACGUACUUGCCGGAGUUGCUUUACGACAGUUUCAAAUCAGCAAUUGAAGAAGAACUUAAAGAUCGAGAUCUGGAAGUGAAGCAAGAUCCGACUGGUUCUGGGCUGUCUUGUUUCUUGACUAAGUAUGAUAUUCUUCCUGGUCCCAAUGUCACUUUCCAUUUUAAAGGGGCAGAUGUGAAGCUAAAAUCUGCCAACACUUUUGUUAGGAUGGAUGAUGAGACUGUUUGCUUAGCAUUCUCCCGAGGCAGCGGUGUCGGAACCUAUGGGAAUUGGGCACAGAUAAACUACUUGGUCUCCGAUGAAGGCGAUGUACUCUAUGUUUUUCCCAGAGAUUAUCGAGCAAAACUUGUAGGCAGAUCUUUCAUAAUGAGAGUUGAGCCGCUGCUUGAGAAGGAAAAGGCUGGGGCUGAGUAUUUAGCAAGGGUUUCAUUUGGAACUACUCUGAUUGCUUCCAUUAUUCUUGUGUUCGCUGCAAUUCUUGUUGCCCUUAUAGCCAUUGCCUUAAAGUAA
This is a messenger RNA of Rosa rugosa (rugosa rose), 753 nucleotides long. RefSeq names its product aspartic proteinase CDR1-like. The transcript is spliced from 3 exons. The coding region runs from base 1 to 753 and encodes 250 amino acids. Gene Ontology annotation, molecular function: aspartic-type endopeptidase activity. The record is from RefSeq and is a predicted model, not a curated record. Gene Ontology annotation, biological process: proteolysis. Lineage: Eukaryota; Viridiplantae; Streptophyta; Magnoliopsida; Rosales; Rosaceae. Gene Ontology annotation, cellular component: extracellular region.